Messenger RNA from Verruconis gallopava, 1909 nucleotides. RefSeq lists its product as uncharacterized. The transcript is spliced from 2 exons. Bases 38 to 1651 code for a protein of 537 amino acids. Gene Ontology annotation, molecular function: heme binding; oxidoreductase activity, acting on paired donors, with incorporation or reduction of molecular oxygen; monooxygenase activity. The record is from RefSeq and is a predicted model, not a curated record. NCBI's taxonomy places the organism in Eukaryota, Fungi, Ascomycota, Dothideomycetes, Venturiales, Sympoventuriaceae.
CUUGGUCAGACGGCCGCUACGACAUCUCUAGAACAAAAUGACAAUGGCUUUCUCCACUUUGGCUCUAAUCUUGUUCGUGCUGGCAAGUUGUCGGUUCCUGUGGACAACAGUGCUCUACCCUGUCUUCUUCUCCCCUCUCUCUAGGAUUCCAGCAGCACAUCCACUUGCGAGAGUUACGUCUUUGUGGAUCACGUACAUACGGUGGUCACGUCGUGAAAUCAGAACAAUUCACGCGGCACACGGCCGACUUGGGCCGAUCAUCUUGCUUGGGCCACGCGAAAUAAGUGUAAAUUGCGUCAAAGGGGGCAUACAAACUGUAUACUCUGGCGGAUUUGAGAAAGGCGAUUGGUAUGAUAUUUUUGCUAACUUUGAUAAUGUACGCAACAUGUUCAGCAUGCCGGCGUCCAAGGCACAUGCAGCGAGGAAACGAAUGUUAUCGAAUAUUUAUUCAAAGUCCUUCCUUCAGGCCUCUCCAACCCUGAAGGCUGCCACAAUCUCCAUUCUUCACGAUCGCUUCCUUCCACGAAUGACAGAGCUCGCUAACCAGGGGGUUCCUUUCGAUGUGUACAGCGAGCUCAGCGCAGUUACAAUGGAUUUCGUUACAGGCUACCAGUUUGGCCUCGUCAGUAGCUCGAAUCUUAUCCAAAACCUGGAAUUCCGCAAGGCUUUUCUCGGUUGGUACACAAGCCGCAUAGGAUUCAACUUCUGGCCUCAGGAACUUCCAAGGUUGACCGCGUUUCUGGAAAGAUUGGGUUUCAAGAUGGUGCCAGACCAUGUUGCCCCGGCAAAUGUGAAUAUCGAGCAGUGGUGUCUCUCAAUGUGUGAUGCGGCGAUGAAGUACAUGCGACAAGUGGGGGCAUCGAGUGUUGAGGAUGUGCCUUCGGCUGAGCGCAUCAACUUCCCGAUGGUUUUCUCUCAGAUGAUCACUGCGAUGUCAAAGAACAAGGAAUUUGACGGGAUGGACGCAGAGCAGCGACGUCUGGAAGUCGCCAGCGAAAUGUUGGAUCAUCUCGCCGCUGGCUUCGACACGUCCGGGAUAACGCUCUGCUACGCUGUGCACGAGCUGUCUCAACGACCAGAUAUUCAAACGGCAUUGAGAAAGGAACUUCUUACCCUAGAUCCGCGUAUAUCUCUCGCUCGAAACAUAGCCGAAGCAAUCGAUAUACCCUCUGCAAAGAAACUUGACGCACUUCCUUUGCUUGACGCAGUCCUUCAGGAAACACUGCGCCUGCGAUCAGCCAUACCUGGGCCGGAGCCUCGCAUCACGCCUCCAGGUGGGUGCAAUCUUGGAUCAGAGGGCGAGUAUGGGCGGAUACCCGGAGGGAUUCGCAUAUCCGCACAGGCACACAGUUUACACCGCAAUCCUGAAGUUUUCAGCAAACCAGAUUCUUGGAUACCAUCAAGGUGGCUGGAUGCAAGCGAGGAGCAAUUGAAAGAGAUGAGGCGGUGGUUCUGGGCGUUUGGAAGUGGCGGAAGAAUGUGCGUGGGGAGCAACCUAGCCAUCUACCAGAUGAAGUACAUCAUUGCUGCCAUCUAUACAAACUUUACAACAACAAUUGUUGAUGAUGAAGGCAUCGAGCAGAUGGACAUCUACACAGCUCCCCCGGUUGGUGGUAAACUAGUCAUUAGGCUCGACCGAAUGCAGGACUGAAACUUUCAAUCCAGCGUCAGCAACGUGAAAGAAAAGGGUUAAGAAGUGGACAAAAUGCUAUGGUUUGGAGGCAUAAUUAGAAUCCGUGUGGCCAUGCAUUUGCCUCUUAGAAGCAGCAGCUUUGCUAAGGGGAGACCCUGCGCCCGGGGGCGGGCAAUCUUGAAUGAGCCGGGUUCAUUGUAGGCUGACUUGGAUCAUUAAACAAGACUGUAAAUCAAAGGGCUCACGGGUCGCACAGUUGCGCAAAGUGAACGGACA